AUGCCCUGCUUUAAAGGUCUCGCAGUGAGCAUUCAUACUCCGGAUGGCCCGAUCUCCGAAUACUCCAUCCAGCGACACUCGCGCGCCUCUCGCAUAGGUUGCUUCAUUCCGGUUCCUCCGCCGAAGGUCCCUGACUCCAAAAAUGGCAAACCCGAGCAAUCAACGUUCGCGAUCUCUAUCACUCUCCUUAAUCCUGGCCAAGAUGUCCCCUACUCUACCCCUAAACCGACGCCGGAUUGCCCAUCUCCGAAGCCAAAGGUUGUUGGUGGUCUACCGGGCCAAACAACCGAGUCCGGCUCGGUCGCGCCAUAUCAGGCCUUGACGAAUGGGGCAAAUGAGACCGUGGCAGCAUAUAUCUACUUCGAUGGUAGACAGAAGGAAGAAGUGGCCACAUUGCUGCGGAGGGGUGAGGAGACAUGGGUGAACUCGCGAUGGGUGAGCGUGCCAGAUUCUGAGGGUGGCGGCAUCGCUGAACGCGAGUUCUUGUUCCGUGAGGUCGGUCUGGAGCGCUGGCUCAAUGGGUUGGACCUAGAGGGCAAGGAUGCGGCUGCCAAAAUUGAGCGCCGUAGACAGAAGAUGGAGAAACGUCGGGCGAAGCGCCUGGAGGAAGGUCAAACUGCUAUGGAGAUGGAGGCGAAUACCUCACUCAAGCAGAAGAAUAUCAUGCGCUAUGGAAGCGACGCCAAGGCGCCGUUGGAGAAUGUGUCCGACGAUGAUCUCUCGGAUUCCGACGACGACGAUGACCCGAUCCCGGAGACAACUGGUCAGAUCAAGGUUGCUUUGUUCCGUGUUCUGGCCUCUGGAGAAAUCAAGCGCGGUGAAUAUUCCCCGCAAUUUGAUGCCCAUGAUGACGAUGAGGAAGGAGGCCAGGAAAGUGGGAAUGGAGCCGAUAUUGAUCACACCACCAGUUUCGCAAAGCCCAAGACUCUCGAUCCGAAAAGCAUUAGUACCCAAACGGUUACUGGUAUUGAUCCGACUGACAAGCCUUAUGCCACCUUUACCUUCAUGUACCGUGGAGAACGGCAAUUGCAGAAGAUGGGUAUCCUGAAGGAUCCCAAGGCGCCAGAAACCCCGGCAGCGAAGCGCAAGUCAUUACAAGCGGACUUUUCUAGUAUUGGUCCUUUGAAGCCUGGUGGAACCGUUGGAUUCCUCAAUUUCCGGGACCAAGAUACCGCACAGAAGGGCAAGAAGGGGGAGGAUGAGAUGGACAGUGACGACGACGACACCGACAACCCGAUCCUGAGCAAGGCCGACGAUGAGGAGACAAAGGAUGACGACCGAUUCUUGUCUCCUGAUGAUAUCAAGCGCCAGGGCGAGCUGGAGGAAGGUGUCCGCAAGAUUCGGUUGAAACGCCAGCACUCUGCCGAGCCGUUUAGCGGGAGUGGCGAUAACAAUUCUACUGACACCCCGGCUUCUGGAGCUACACCCCCGGCCACUGAGCGCGCCAUCACCCCGCCAAAGACUAUUUCAGAUGCUACUGCUGGUCCCUCUGAGCCACCUCAGCUCCAGGUUGAGCCACCUGCCGGAUUCCUGGGCAGUCCUCUGAAAAAGCAACGAGCGAGUGUCUCUACGGCCGACGAGAAUGCUCUGCGGCGUCGCAUCGCCGAGUCCUCUGGUCGGAUCAAUGAAGUCCUUGGCGCUGGCACGAACGAUAGCUUCUCUGCCAGUGUAGGGUCAUUUGGUAAUAAAAACACGACCACAGAGUCGACCAAUCCCUCGAAUGAGGAUGAGGAGCUAUAA
Messenger RNA from Penicillium pulvis, 1740 nucleotides. RefSeq lists its product as uncharacterized. Lineage: Eukaryota; Fungi; Ascomycota; Eurotiomycetes; Eurotiales; Aspergillaceae. The record is from RefSeq and is a predicted model, not a curated record. The transcript is spliced from 3 exons. The coding region runs from base 1 to 1740 and encodes 579 amino acids.